Messenger RNA from Brassica rapa (field mustard), 1092 nucleotides. RefSeq names its product protein-L-isoaspartate O-methyltransferase 2. Gene Ontology annotation, biological process: protein modification process. NCBI's taxonomy places the organism in Eukaryota, Viridiplantae, Streptophyta, Magnoliopsida, Brassicales, Brassicaceae. Gene Ontology annotation, cellular component: cytoplasm. The record is from RefSeq and is a predicted model, not a curated record. Gene Ontology annotation, molecular function: protein-L-isoaspartate (D-aspartate) O-methyltransferase activity.
AAAAGGGACACGUAGUCGCACACAUAAGCAACAACAUCAUGAAAGAUGAAACUAGAACCCGAAACCAUUUAUUUAUAAUAAAAAAAAAGAGAGAACAAUGCGAUCUUGCCCAACAUUAACUGCAUAUGGUCGCCACUAUUGUGCGCCGCCACGUAGACUCGUCUCCUUAACCUUCACCUCUAUCCACCGCCACAAUUCUGCUCCGUUUCUCAAUUUCAGUCUCUUCACCGCCUUUCGUUCUCCCUUCUCCCGCAUGGAGCAGUUCCAGACCGGAACUGGUUCGACCGGUAAUAAAGCAAUGGUGGAAAAUCUGAAGCGGUUCGGCGUGAUAUCAUCUAAAAAAGUAGCUGAAGUGAUGGAGGCUUUAGAUAGAGGUCUCUUUGUACCAGUUGGAUCUUCAGCUUAUGCUGAUACGCCCUUGCCUAUAGGUUACAACGCCACCAUAUCCGCUCCACAUAUGCACGCCACGUGUUUGCAGCUCUUGGAGGAUAAGCUUCAGCCUGGGAUGCGCGCUUUGGAUGUUGGCUCAGGAACUGGUUACUUGACUGGCUGCUUUGCUCUGAUGGUUGGAGCUGAAGGACGCGUUGUUGGCGUGGAUCAUAUCCCUCAGCUGGUCGAUAUGUCUAUCAAGAACGUCGAAAAGAGUGUUGCUGGUUCUUUGCUUCAGAAGGGAUCUCUCUCCUUACAUGUUGGUGAUGGAAGGAAAGGUUGGGGAGAGUUUGCGCCGUACGAUGCAAUUCACGUAGGAGCAGCGGCAUCAGAGAUCCCUCAGGCGCUUUUGGACCAGCUGAAACCUGGAGGAAGAAUGGUGAUUCCAGUAGGAACAUACUUUCAAGAGCUUAAGGUGAUUGAUAAAAGCGAGGAUGGUUCCAUCAAGGCACGUACUGAAACUUCAGUUAGGUAUGUGCCUCUUACCAGCCGCGUUGAACAGACAGGAGGGUUUUGAAGAAACCAAGCAAGAACACUGCUUCCAACGUCUUAGUGUGCAUAUAGAGGUUGUGUAUGUUCUGUAAUAUAUUUUGAUGGGUAACAAAUAACAAUAUGUUUAUGAACCAACAAAAUAAAUGAGAAUAGUGUUCAAGAAAUAUAACA